AUGGCCGCGCCGCCCGUGCCCGAUCCCAUCGACCGGCGCAACCUCAGCGUCGCGUUCGAGGACGCGAACCCGGCCCUCGCCGGGCAGACGUUCGCGCCGACGCCGACGGCGCCGACGCCGACGCGGACGGGGAUGUUCCGCAGCGACGCGAUCAGCAACGACCCGGCCGCGUACGUCGGGCGGGAGCUCCGCCCGCGGAACUCCGCGUACACGCCCAUCGCGACGCGCACGACGAACGGCGACUUGAUGGGAUGGAAGCAGCCGGAAGUGCAGCCGGCGCCCGAGCCGAGAAAGUGGGAAUCGACCGGUCUGAAGUUCACCCAGCGCGAGAGCACGACGACGAACGCGCUGUAUCCGCGGUACGAGGUCACGCCCGAGAAGCCGCCGCCGAGGAAGGAGUGGCAGCCGAACGGGCUCAAAUUCACGGACCGCUCGCAGACGACGUCGAACCAGCUCAUGCCCGGAUACGCCCCUGAACCGCCGGAGGUUAACGAGGCGAGGAAGUGGGAGCCCACGGGGAUCAACUUCGUGCAGAGGAGCUCGACGACGAACAACCAGAUGUUUCAGAAACCGGAGAUGCACGUCGAGCUGCCGCCGCCGAGGAAGGAGUGGCUGCCGAACGGGCUCAAAUUCACGGACCGCUCGCAGACGACGUCGAACCAGCUCAUGCCCGGAUACGCCCCGGAACCGCCGGAGGUUCACGAGGCGAGGAAGUGGGAGCCCACGGGGAUAAAGUUCACGCAGAGGGAAUCCACGACGAACAGCCAACUGUUUAAACCGCCGGAGGUGAAGUUGUUUAAACCCGUGGGCAUCGCCGUCGAGGACGACAAAGUGCAAAACCUCCUGCACGGCGACCACACGCCGCCGUGCAGCGUCUCGCGGUCGUUCACGACGACGCGGACGGGGCAGACCGAGGUUGCGAUCAGGCUCGUCAGGGGGUGGAGCAAGUACGCGUCGCAGUGCGAGCACCUGUGCGUGCUGGACAUGGACAACAUUCCACCCGGUCCGCCGGGGAAACAAGAGAUCGUCGUCACCGUGUCCAUGGAUAAGAACGGGAAGCUGUUCGCGGAGGUCAAGGACGUGCACUCGGGGAUGACUGACACGUGGUCGGAGUACGACGGAGUGGAGGACUACCCCGAGGGAGGAGCGUGA
Messenger RNA from Micromonas pusilla CCMP1545, 1152 nucleotides. RefSeq lists its product as uncharacterized. The record is from RefSeq and is a predicted model, not a curated record. The coding region runs from base 1 to 1152 and encodes 383 amino acids. Lineage: Eukaryota; Viridiplantae; Chlorophyta; Mamiellophyceae; Mamiellales; Mamiellaceae. Gene Ontology annotation, molecular function: ATP-dependent protein folding chaperone; ATP binding. The transcript is spliced from 2 exons.